This is a messenger RNA of Triticum dicoccoides, 1574 nucleotides long. Its product is annotated as zinc finger protein ZAT5-like. Lineage: Eukaryota; Viridiplantae; Streptophyta; Magnoliopsida; Poales; Poaceae. The coding region runs from base 215 to 1309 and encodes 364 amino acids. The record is from RefSeq and is a predicted model, not a curated record. The transcript has a single exon.
CCAACUUUAUUAUUACCACCACUCCACACACACCACCACCACCACCACUCCAUUCCUUCCUUCCUCUCAAGUCUCAACCCACUCUCCUCUCCAUAUGCAAGCAAACUAUUAAGCAUCCUUCCAUCCAUCACCAACCUUCCUCCUUCCACCACCUUGUAUUCUCCUCCCUCCCACCUCCUCCUUGUUUCUCACGUCGUCCAACGCCGAUCGAUCGAUGGGGGAGGAGGCCGGCGACGGCUACGGCCACGGCACGCCACCGGAUGCGCUCACGGCCAUCGUCGUCAAGGGCAAGCGCAGCAAGCGGCGCCGCGUGCACGCCGCCGCGGUGAUCGCGGCCGCGGAGGCCGAGGUGACCGCGGUCACCACGGCCAGCGCCGCGGGAGAGGUGGCGUCGUCGUCGUCCUCGGUGGCGGAUGGCGGCGGGUGGCGGUCUGGCGCGGAUGAGGCGGCCUCCGGGUGCGUCACCGAGGAGGAGGAGGACAUGGCGCUCUGCCUCAUGCUGCUCGCGCGCGGCGGCGGCGGGCAAGGAAGCAGGGCCGGGGCGUCGUCCGCGUCGUCGUCGGUGGUGGUGAGGGAUGACGUCGCGGAGUCCACGGCGGGGGUGAUGGCGGUGGCCACGGCGCGGGAGGGCAAGUUCCGGAGCCGGCGCCCGGCGGACGGCGGCGAGGGGGAGUUCGUGUACGAGUGCCGGACGUGUGGCAAGUGCUUCCCGUCCUUCCAGGCGCUCGGCGGCCACCGCACCAGCCACAAGAAGCCGCGUCUCCCGCUCCCGCCCACCACCGCGGCGACGGCGUCGUCGUCCGAGGAGAAGAAGCUGCCCGCCGACGAGAAGACGCCACCACCGCCUUCGUCGCCGUCGCCGGCCGCUGCCGUGGAUCGGACGGUGCUGGCGAUCCCGGUCCCGGCGACGCCGCCGAAGCAAGAAGGGGCGGCCACGGCGACCGUCGUGUCGUCGUCGAAGCAGCAGCAACAGCAGCAGGGGCAGGGGAGGGUGCACGAGUGCUCCAUCUGCGGCGCGGAGUUCGGGUCCGGGCAGGCGCUGGGCGGGCACAUGCGGCGCCACCGCCCGCUGCUGCCGGCGUCGGCGUCCGUCUCUUCCACGGACGGCGUGGCGGCGGUGCUGGUGAUCAGGAAGGAGAAGAGCCUGCUGGAGCUGGAUCUCAACAUGCCGGCGCCCUGCGACGACCCUGCCGCGACCGCGACAUCGCCGGGCUCUUUCACGUUCGCCGUGAAGGAGCGGCCAUCGUCGGCGGCGAAGCUGCUGCCGUUCCCGGCGACGGCGUCGGCCCUGGUGGACUGCCAUUACUAGCCACCAAGCGAUCGGGCAACAUAUACAGACAGUAAUUAGCUCCUCUGUUUCCCAUUCCUUCAACACACACACACACACACACACACACACAUACACAUUUACAUAGUAGUACAUGCCUUGCUGUGAUAUGAAACCAUACAUAUUCUUUCUUCCUCUUCCUUUUUUACCAUUUGUUCUGCUCAAAUUGAUUGAUUAUUGAUGAUGAUUGGAAACUGUAAAAUUUGACGUUUAUCAUGUGAUUAAAUUCAUUAUAUUGAUUGAUUCA